GGCGGUGGUCAAUCAAGAGCCCAUCCAGCGGCUCCUGGAGGAGAACGAUCAGCUGAUCCGCUGUAUCGUGGAGUAUCAGAACAAGGGCCGGGCGAACGAGUGCGUGCAGUUCCAGCACGUGUUGCACAGAAAUCUCAUUUACUUGGCUACCAUUGCAGAUGCCAGCCCAACCAGUACUUCAAAAGCAAUGGAAUAACUUCCCAGGUAGUCGCUGUGAGGAGUGAUUGAAUGUAAUUUAUCUCGUAGGACAUGGAGACUGAUCUUUACCCACUCAGCUGCUUACAGUACAAGCGAAAAUCUGAAGAAAACGACUAACUUAACAGUAUUUGCAGUGCAUUUUAAUAAUCAAGUAUAUCCUGCAAUAAGUUGCCACCAGGUGUCUUCUGGCCUGAAGUGGGAGCGUGUGUACAUCACAGAGGCGUCCUGGGCCUCAGCAAGCCUGCUUUUUCAUUUCUCACCGGAGAGAAGAUUGAAAAUACCUAUUGGACCGUCAGGAGUAACUGGUGAGACUUCCAGCUGAGACCUUGCCAGAUGGACACACCACUGUUCCCUUUACCGUCCGUAAAUGUCCUCCGUCCGACUGCUCCCUUGAGGUUGCUUUGAAAUAAAGCUUGCUUUUCCAGAAAAGACUACUACGGAAGCAUAGAUGUUUUCAUCUAGUAAGUGUUCCAUUUGGUUUUUAAGAAAAACUGUAAGGGCUCAAGUGUAAUUUACAGAAUAACAGUACUAUUAUCAUUGCCAACAAAA
Messenger RNA from Tupaia belangeri chinensis (Chinese tree shrew), 747 nucleotides. It is a transcript of the gene SS18L2, whose product is annotated as SS18 like 2. Lineage: Eukaryota; Metazoa; Chordata; Mammalia; Scandentia; Tupaiidae. The record is from RefSeq and is a predicted model, not a curated record.